This is a messenger RNA of Formica exsecta, 1762 nucleotides long. RefSeq names its product superoxide dismutase [Cu-Zn], chloroplastic-like. Gene Ontology annotation, biological process: removal of superoxide radicals. The transcript has 5 exons. The record is from RefSeq and is a predicted model, not a curated record. NCBI's taxonomy places the organism in Eukaryota, Metazoa, Arthropoda, Insecta, Hymenoptera, Formicidae. The coding region runs from base 163 to 696 and encodes 177 amino acids. Gene Ontology annotation, molecular function: superoxide dismutase activity; copper ion binding.
GUCUAUGAGUUGCGGGUGGGAGAUCAACAUUGGGAUCCUGUGGUGAUAUAAGAGGAACAUGAGUCCAGCAACUGCAGUCAGUCAGUCAGACAGUCAGUCAGUCAAUCAGAGUCAUUCGGUUAUUCAGUGUUCGGUAAAAUUGUGUCCGCGCCCGUUCACACGAUGAGUCGAAUGGUCGCAUUAUUACUAUUGGCAGCUGUAACUGUCGUUACAGCCGAGGAGAUGGUGGCGGUCGUUCGCCUAACUCCGCACGACGUUAAGGGAAAGAACGUCACGGGUAACUUGAAGAUCGUUCAGUCCGUCCCGAAUGGGCCCGUCACCAUUACGGGCUCGAUCCAUGGACUUACCGAGGGGCUUCAUGGUUUUCACGUACACGAGAAGGGAGAUCUGAGCAACGGUUGCGCAUCCACCGGAGCGCACUUCAAUCCUGAGAAUGUGACUCACGGCGGACCGGAUGACACUGUGAGACAUGUCGGCGAUUUGGGAAAUGUCCAAGCCAAUUCUGAGGGAGAAGCGAUGAUAAAUAUCACUGAUAACAUCAUUUCGCUGAGCGGACCGAACAAUAUCCUAGGACGAGCCAUAGUCGUUCAUUCUGCCGAGGACGAUCUUGGCAAGGGUAACCACACUCUCUCCUCGACAACUGGAAAUGCCGGGGACCGUUGGGCCUGUGGUGUCAUCGGUGUCCAAAAGAUCUGAAAUACUUCGAAGGGAAAUGUCAGCGGUCAAUGGGACGAGAGAGAAGGAUCGAUAUUCAUCACCCCGUAGAUUUGAUUAGAAAUACGUCCCGAUUAGAAUUGAAUCGAUAUUGUUGAAACGUUGCUCACUUAUAAGACGCUUCUUCUAUAAAAUACUACGUCUUAUGUAUGUCCUAUGUCUUUUGUAAGAAGAACCUCGUCGUAUCUUGUCUAAUAAAUUGAAUCGUAGAAUUAGUAUAGGAGCAACGUUUUAUGCGAUAGAAAUCUAAUGUAAUUCUCUCCAUUGACUGUGUUAUUCUACGACGUCUGUCCGCCUUUUAUAUGUAAACUUGAUGAUACUUUAACACACAGUGUAUGUUGUUUUGUCCCUCUAUGUUUAUUCCCCGGUGCAUCUCUCCCUCUCUGUUUCACAUCUGUGUUUCUCCUGUAUCUAUCUGAUAACUUUUCUGUGGUGAUGAUGAUGUCGUAAAAAAGUAUUACAACAUUUUAAAAAAGAAAAAGGAUAUGCGUUGUAAUGUCAGAAUACUACCUCUAUAACUUAUUUCAUGGUCACGCACGUUUAGAUCCAAACGAUACGCGCAUUAUAUAUGUGCGAAUUAAGAGAGAAGCCGGUUAAUUUGCUUUUUUUGUUCGGAUUAUAUUUUAACGCUAAUAAAGUAGUGUAGUAAUAACACUUUGUUAAUUUACGAGCUUCCUCAAUGAGAUAAUAUACAAAUAAAGUUUAAGGUUGAUAUAUGCCCGCUAUUAUUUCUCUAACAAUUAUUCAAAAAUAACGUCAAAAAGUUAUAUCACAUCAUAUUAAUUGCAAAAGUUGUUAAUGUGUUAUCGAUGUGAUAAGAACCGUUAUACUAAAAGAGAAUAUAUUUUUCAAGAUAUAUAAUAAAUCGAAAAAUAUUUUAACAAGCUUCCUCGCACAUCACACUGUUUACAUUGAGAGAGAAACACAUGUGUCUUAUUUGUAUCAAUAAUAUUUGUUCCGCAUUUCAUACAUUUAUCUUCUUACAUAUUAUUCACCAUGUAUUCGUUAUUCGAGCAAUACCAAAUAUACACAUUAUUGUUUUCCAGAA